AUGCCAAUGCUGACUGCACUACGCUUCCACCUUAAACUUAGCGAUGGGGCCAAAAAGGCUGGCAGCAUCAACCUUGCACAGUCUUCCAAGCUUGAAUACCUAUACCUCAAUGGUCCGUUCCUUCUAGAAUUUGGAGACAAGCCUGUGCAUCUGGCGCGCUCGGUUGAUCUCGAUUUGGGGGGAUUUUCCUUGGUGCAACAAUGUCUAACAUUCCUUGAGGUGGCCCCAAAUUUGAAGAAACUCCAGAUUGUCCUCAAAGUGAAUCGUCCAACUAAUAAUGAAAAUCGUUCGGUCAUCUCACGCAACCUCCAGACCCUUUCCUUGCGGGAUACCGCUCCUGUCCUACUAAUCGAUAAACUGGCCCUCCCCGCUCUGAAAGUCCUUAAAUACUUUGGAAGUGAAGGUGGAAGUCUCUUAACCUUUGUCGAACGCUCGUUACCACCAUUGACACGCUUGGAAAUCUGUGGGAGCUGUGCGGGCGAAGAAACUAUCAUGCGCGUUCUCCCUCUCCUUCCCAUGCUCCAGGCGCUCAGCUUGAGUUUACGCAUCGUAUCAGCGCGACUCUUUGAGCUUCUCUCAAUACGAACAGGCGCUGAUACAAGUAAUUACACCCGCGACAUACCCAACCAGAUUGUAUGUCCCAAGCUAGGAUGGCUUUUCUUUCGUACGUACUCCGUUGUUGGCGAUCUCCAGGAAUGUGCAGAUGCGUUGUGCAACAUGCUGGAGUCACGUUGGGACUCAUUGAAGCUAUGGGAUUAUGUUAUCGGCGUCAACGUGCUUCACUACCCGUUUUCUACGACUGACCGGGAAGGCGUCUAUCGGCGUAUCCAAGACAGGAAGGAUUUCCUUGCUAAAUGCAAUGGUGAACGCUAUCGACGGCUUUGCUUCUAA
Molecule: messenger RNA, 891 nt
Organism: Fomitiporia mediterranea MF3/22
Lineage: Eukaryota; Fungi; Basidiomycota; Agaricomycetes; Hymenochaetales; Hymenochaetaceae
Exons: 1
Coding region: 1-891 (296 amino acids)
Source: RefSeq, a predicted model, not a curated record